AGAAGACGGAUUACCGGAGGAGACGGAACUAAGUUACGACCAGAAGAAAGAAAUCGCAAAGUGGUUUCUCCUCAACGCUCCCGCUGGAGAAAUCAAUUACGUUGCCAAAGAUUUAAAGGNGCGGUGUUGAGCGAUGAGGAAGUCUAUAACGAAGCAGCCAUGGAGGCAUUCCCAGUGUACAACAAGUCUCAUAUGAUUUGUCUUGAAAUGCCCAGUAGGGCUGGUGAUGUGAUAGUUUCAUCUUAUAGUGAAAUUGCUGAAAAUGAGUACAUUGAUCCAAGAACUGCCCAGGUUGCCAUAGUUGAUCAUGUUAAACAGAUUUGUACAAAGGUACGGCCUGCAAAUGAUGAAGAACUUCCGUCUUUGUAUAUUGAGGAGUACAGAAAUGCUCUUGAUGCUGAAAUCCAGAGAUAUGUUAGUGAAUCUUAUCCGAAAGGUAUCUCUGCAGUUAAUUGUGUGAAGGGGAAAGAUACAGAAGGUCCAGGGUCCGACUUUGAGUUUGUUGUAAUAAUUACUGCCAUGAGACUAAGUCCCCAGAACUUCUGUAAUGGAAGUUGGAGAUCUGUAUGGAACAUUGAUUUCCAGGAUGAGUCCCAGGUGCUUGACAUAAAAGGGAAACUGCAGGUAGGAGCUCAUUAUUUUGAAGAGGGAAAUGUGGAGUUAGAUGCAAAAAAAGAUUUCCAAGAUUCAACAAUAUUUCAGUCUGCAGACGACUGCGCGAUUGCCAUAGCCAAUAUUAUCAGGCACCAUGAAACAGAGUACCUUGCAGCUCUAGAGGUAGCUUAUUCUAAAUUACCGGAUAACACUUUCAAGGAUUUGAGGAGGAAACUUCCGGUGACGCGAACUCUGUUCCCAUGGCAGAACACUUUACAGUUCAGCCUAACAAGAGAGGUCGAGAAAGAACUUGGACUUGGCAAGUGA
This is a messenger RNA of Camelina sativa (false flax), 921 nucleotides long. RefSeq names its product F-actin-capping protein subunit alpha. Gene Ontology annotation, molecular function: actin filament binding. Gene Ontology annotation, biological process: barbed-end actin filament capping; actin cytoskeleton organization. The record is from RefSeq and is a predicted model, not a curated record. NCBI's taxonomy places the organism in Eukaryota, Viridiplantae, Streptophyta, Magnoliopsida, Brassicales, Brassicaceae. Gene Ontology annotation, cellular component: F-actin capping protein complex; cortical cytoskeleton.